Messenger RNA from Perca fluviatilis (European perch), 761 nucleotides. RefSeq names its product NFKB inhibitor interacting Ras-like 1 (gene nkiras1). Gene Ontology annotation, molecular function: GTP binding; GTPase activity. Gene Ontology annotation, biological process: canonical NF-kappaB signal transduction. The transcript has 4 exons. The coding region runs from base 167 to 745 and encodes 192 amino acids. Lineage: Eukaryota; Metazoa; Chordata; Actinopteri; Perciformes; Percidae. The record is from RefSeq and is a predicted model, not a curated record.
UCUUAUCGCUAACAGAGCAGAAUGGAUGUACUGGUUGUGAUGCUACUUUUAAAGACUUGAUAGAGGCUAGUUAUCGUCCUGAUUCAAGUAAGAAGCUUUAGCAGAAUGUACCAGUGACGUUAAUGAACAGAGUGUGGCUCGCAGCUGGCUCGUUUCCUGGCUCGAAAUGGGAAAAGGCUGUAAAGUUGUGGUGUGUGGCCAGGCAGCUGUUGGAAAAACUGCCAUACUGGAACAGUUGCUGUACGGAAAUCACUCUGUAGGCUCUGAGUCCAGUGAGACCCAGGAGGAUGUGUACGUGGCCUCCGUGGAAACGGACCGCGGUGUGAAGGAACAGCUGAGGCUUUAUGACACCAAAGGCCUCCACGAUGGACAGGACCUCCCCAAACACUACUACUCGGUGGCGGACGGCUUUGUGCUCGUCUACAGCGUCGACAGCUUGGAGUCUUUCAAGAAGGUGGACGUCCUGAAGAAGGAAAUAGACAAGUCCAGAGAUAAGAAAGAGGUGACGGUGAUCGUGCUGGGGAAUAAGAUGGACCUGCGGGAGCGUCGCCAGGUGGACCAGGAGGCGGCGCAGCAGUGGGCGCGGGGCGAGAAGGUGAAGCUGUGGGAGGUGAGCGUUGCCGAGCGCAACUCGCUCAUCGAGCCCUUCACCCAGCUGACCAGCCGCCUCACGCAGCCCCAGAGCAAGUCGGCCUUCCCUCUGCCUGGACGCAAGAGCAAAGGCACGCCGUCCAACGACAUCUGAAGCUCUGACCAAUCCG